AUGUCAGCAGAUCUAUUUGCGGCGUUUGGACAGCCCGAUACUGCAUCACAGCCCACCACGGCCGCCUCAGAUGCCAACUUGUCGACAACACGACCGGUCAAGGCACAGCAAGUGGCUCUACUGGAAACAGAUUUCGACUCGAGAGAUCCUACGCCACAGCCAUCGUUUUUGGAGGCAUGGCGGCCACCCGCGCUAGAGACGACGAACAGUGAUGCUGAAGUGCUGUUUGAUGCAACGACCGAACAACCAUCAGAUAGCAACAGCGAGGACGAAUGGGGGGAUUUUGAGAGUGCAGAACAGCCGCCGUCAUCUCGAGAUAAUGGCUCCUUUGCCUUACAAGAUCCGAUCUUCGAUAUCAGCCAUGGAACCGAAUCCACGACUCAGCUAAAGCCAGCGUCACACCAGGUUGCCAGACCUCAGCCUCAACUGCACGAUGUCAUCGAUCUGCUUUCAAUCGACGAUGAUCCUCCAAGAGCUACGGCAAGUUAUUCUACGGGUGAUCAACCAGUCCAGCAUCCUAUGAACCGGGCACCGAGCGUGGAUCUCGCUACCAGUCACCCAGCUCAGGAAGAUGAAGCCGAGGAGGAUGAUUGGGGUGAAUUUAUUGAUGGAGCUGAAGAUGCCGGUACCAAUAUUCAGCAACCAAUCCCUACGAUGUCACGGCCCUCCCUCGCGAAGACAGCCUCGCAUAGUCUCCCGACCAAGUCCGAGACCAAAUCGGGCACGGAGAAAAUGGAGGCGCCCAAGGCAGAUACAGCCCUGCCGACCAAAGACCAUCCGGUCCGACCCACGAAUAUCCCACCACCAUCAAUCCUACUGCCGCUAUUCCCGCCGCUACUCGAGCAGUCUAGACGAAAAGCGGCAACUCUGGCAAAGAGCAAACCCGAUCACGAGUUUGCCAACCAAUUGAUAUCCAAUAUCAAGGCCAUGGCCCAUGUUGUGUCCGGACGGCAGUUGCGGUGGAAACGAGACCAAAUAUUAAGCCAGAGCACUAAAAUCGGGCCGGCCAGAUCUGGGCGAUCCGGGGGCAUGAAAUUGAGCAGCGUCAACAAAUCAGAAAACGUCAAGGAGGAAAAAGAAGCCGUGGAGGUCCUCGAGGCGUGGAAGAAGUGCAGCGGCAUCCUCAACUCCGUGAUCGCAUCCACGGGAAGCCGACCGAUGCCUCCCAUGUCACUGCACAUGCAGGUGCGCACUGCAACUGCCGACGAAGGAGCCCUGAGAUCAACGCAUGCCUGUGCACUGUGCGGGCUGAAGAGAGAAGAGAGGAUCCCUCGCGUCGACGACGAUGCAAGCGACAGUUUCGGAGAGUGGUGGCUAGACCACUGGGGCCACGCGGACUGUGAGGCUUUCUGGAAAUUCAAUGCAGCCAAGUUAGAUCAUCGAUGA
Messenger RNA from Arthroderma uncinatum, 1386 nucleotides. RefSeq lists its product as uncharacterized. NCBI's taxonomy places the organism in Eukaryota, Fungi, Ascomycota, Eurotiomycetes, Onygenales, Arthrodermataceae. The record is from RefSeq and is a predicted model, not a curated record. Bases 1 to 1386 code for a protein of 461 amino acids. The transcript has a single exon.